Messenger RNA from Kwoniella mangroviensis CBS 8507, 1239 nucleotides. RefSeq lists its product as uncharacterized. The record is from RefSeq and is a predicted model, not a curated record. Gene Ontology annotation, biological process: positive regulation of translation; nuclear-transcribed mRNA catabolic process, nonsense-mediated decay. Gene Ontology annotation, molecular function: mRNA binding. Gene Ontology annotation, cellular component: cytoplasm; nucleolus. Bases 1 to 1239 code for a protein of 412 amino acids. The transcript is spliced from 5 exons. Lineage: Eukaryota; Fungi; Basidiomycota; Tremellomycetes; Tremellales; Cryptococcaceae.
AUGGUCGCUCAAGCUUCUUCUUCCUCCGCGACCCCUCGAAAUAAGCUGGUGAUCAGACGAUUACCACCUACUUUGCCUGAGGAGCUAUUCUGGAACUCGGUAUCGACAUGGAUAAAUGAUAAGACAUGCCUGUGGAAAAGGUAUAUAAAGGGAAAAGUGGGUGAUGGAGGCUACGAUUCUCAUCCCGUGCACUCAAGAGCAUACGUACUUAUGGCUAGUCCAGAUGCUCUUGUAGAAUUCGUUCGAGGAUUUGAUGGACACGUAUUUAAAGCCAAAACCGGAGCCGAAUAUCAAGCUGUAGUCGAGUUUGCACCAGUCCAGAAAACACCUUACAAAGCCAAAGUUAAGGUCGAUGCAAGACAAGGCACUAUUGAUGAGGAUCCCGAUUACCUAUCAUACUUGGAGAGUCUGAAAGCAGAACCUGUUAAGCCAAUCUUAGAGGUGUCUGCACCCCAAGCUCAACCCACCACCACACCACUGCUAGAACAUCUUCGAGCUCAAGGCAAAAACAAAAAAUCAAAAUCAUCUUCCAAAUCCGCCGCUUCUUCAUCAUCUGCUAAUGAGUCGGCUCGUCGUGCAGCUGCGUUAGCAAGUGUCACAGCGGCAGCUACCAAACGUGCCGCUCAAGCUGGUUCUGGUCCGGUGAUGGUAGCUGGAAAAGGUAGAGAAGUACAUAUCGCUUCUCCCGUCCCCGAAUCUGGCACAACCACUCCGCAAGGACAAGGUGAUGGAGAGAAUAAGAAGAAAGGUAGAAAUAGGAAAAAGGGGAAGAAAGAUGGUGAACCAGGGGGAAAACCCACAUCCGAGCAAGGUCAAGGUCCAGCUCCUCAGACUACUGCAAAAAGUCAAGCUGGAGGCAAAUCAACGUCGUCACAAGCUCCCAAGCAGGAUGGAGGACGAUCAACGCCUUCCAGCGGUGCAAGAAAUACAUCAGACAGUGCUGGACCUAAAUCCAAUAAGGGUGGUAGAGGCGAUGGUGCAGGGAAAGGUGGAGAUAACAACACAAGAACCGAUGGAGGAGGAAGAGGUGGUGGUGGUGGUGGUGGUGGAAGAGGUCGAGGGAAAGACAGAUCUGGUAAAGCUCGAGUCAUGGAGAUCCUUACGAGAAACUCAGCUGGACCUGGUACGUCAGCGAAAGGUGGUCGAGGCGGAAAUGCAGCUGGAACAGGUGGAAAUGGUAGAGGUGGUUCCGUCCAAUCCGAUGCCGGAGCUUCACGAGCACGAAUCGACGUGCCUUGA